This is a messenger RNA of Closterium sp. NIES-67, 2299 nucleotides long. Lineage: Eukaryota; Viridiplantae; Streptophyta; Zygnematophyceae; Desmidiales; Closteriaceae. The record is from the annotation of a GenBank genome assembly.
GAGGCCGUGGGAGGAGCUUUGGCAGAGGUAGAGGCCGAGGUGACUAUAAUGAGGGGCAUGGGAGCUCUAGUGGCAGGGGGAGUACCAGAAUGGAGGGCACGUGCUGGUACUGCAACAAGGUUGGGCAUCCUUGGUUCAAGUGCUUCAGCAGGCUGGAGGGAUGGGCACCUCCAGGCAUGAAGCCGCCCAGUGGUGAACGCGCACAAGGUGGCGCUGUGCAAGGCUCAGGUGCACAAGGUGAAGGUGCACAAGGUAAUGCCUAUCCUGGUUUGUUUGUUAUGGUUGAGGAUGUGCAUGGGCAUGAGGGUGAUGUGGGAUCUGUGGGAAAGGUUGUGAUGCACCCUCUCACGCACUGGGUGAUUGAUUCGGGUUGCACCAGUCACAUGACCCCACAGGCAGAUUUGCUUGAUGAGGUAAAACCCCCUGGGAAGAUCAAGUAUGUGGCAGCAGCGUCAGGUGCUUUGCUCCCCGUGAUUGGUGUUGGGAAUGCCAAGGUUAAGGGAGCUAAUGGGGAGCUUCUGCCCAUCAUCCCUUGGAAUGGGAAGACUCCAACAGCAGCAACGGCAGCAGUGGCAAAGGCAACAGCAGGAGGAGAUGCAACUGCACCAACUGAUGGGGUGCUGGAAGCAGUCAAGAAAGUGCAGAAGCAGCAGACACAUGGUGAGGUGCUUGCUGGUGUGGAUGCGAGUGCGGCAUGGGCUAAGGCUUCACCAAGGAGUGGAGAGGCCGAUUGGGAGACAUGGCAUGAGAGGCUGUGUCAUGUGAACUUCCCUAUGCUGCAGAAGUUGGUGAAGGAUGGGAGCCUGAAGGGCUUGGAGGCAGAUGAGUUGCAGCAGCCUUCAAGGCAGGUGGAGGUUGCAGUGUCUGAGGAGGAGAUAUCUGGGGUGACUGAAGAAGGGGGAGCAGCUGAAGUGGAGCAGCAACAGCAACAUGAGUCUCCACCUCGAGUUCCACAGCCGCCUGAGCGACCUAGGAGGGAUGUGCGCCCUCCUGUGAGGCUGACCUAUGGGGGAAGAGGCAAGCCAAAUGUGGUGCAGGCUGGGAGUGUGGUUGAGCAGAUUGAGGAAGAUGAGAUCGCUCACUGCUACUGGGCACCAAUCCCUGAGCCCAAGACUCGAGAGGAGGCCUUGAAUGGACCAAAUGGGGAGAAGUGGAAGGCGAGUGAGGAUGAGGAGUUCGGGUCCCUGAUUGAAAACGAGACAUGGGACCUGUGUGACUUGCCUCCUGGGAAGAAGGCAAUCACUUCCAAGAUGAUCUACAGGCACAAGUAUGGACCUGAAGGGGAGCUGACCCGCUACAAGUCUAGGCUUGUGGCAAGGGGGUUUCAGCAGACAAAAGGGAAGGACUAUGAUGAGGUGUUUGCUCCUGUGGGGAAAGGAACAACACUGAGGGUGCUGUUGGCGAUAGCUGCACUCCUGGGAUGGAAGAUACGGCAGAUGGACAUUGUGACUGCCUUUCUGAAUGGGAUCAUUCUGGAGGAGGUGUACAUGAAGCAGCCAGAGGGGCUGGAUGAUGGGAGCGGCAGGAGAGGUGCUGCAGAUGUGAAGAGUGGAGAGAUGCUCUUGAGUUGCUAUACUGACGCUAGCUUCAACUCAGUGAAAGCGGAUGGCACCAGCAUUGGGGGAUAUGUGUGCUUGCUAGGAGGUGGUGCUGUGAGCUGGCGCAGCAAGAAGCAGAAUGAGGUGGGAUUGUCCUCAUGUGAGACUGAGUACAUGGCCUUACACCAUGGGGCCAAGGAAGUGGUGUGGCUGAGGCGCUUGUUGGAGGAGUUGGGAGUUGGUCAGGAGAAGCCGACAGUUGUGUUUUGUGACAAUGAGUCCGCUGUGAAGCUCGCCAAGAAUGCUUGUCUGCAUGGGCUGACAAAACACAUAAGGCCUAAGUGGCAUUGGGUGAGGAGACUCCUUGAUAAGGAGGUGCGGCUGGAGAUAGUGAAGACCCAUCAGCAGGCAGCAGAUAUUUUCACCAAGCGUCUGGCGGAGGCGGAUCAUUGGAAGGGCAUGAAGCUUGCUGGGAUGAAUUCUUGAACUUUGAUUGAACCUUUUGAGAUUGAGUUAAGUUCUCCUCCUACAGCUUACCCCCUAAUGCGUCGAAAGCCAUAGCGUCGCGAAUACUUCAUCAAUCAACGUGAUUCAAAUUGGGAACGGUAGCUGAGAUUAAGAGCUACAACAUAUCCAAGUUUCGCGACAUUCCAACGGCUAGUUUUUCGUCGACGUUGUUUCUUGUGAAGACGACUUUUCUGUCCAGAAUUUCGGAUUUAUAUUUUGAGUAAUUCUAGUUCCUAAGUUCACCUAGACUCCGU